Messenger RNA from Medicago truncatula (barrel medic), 2262 nucleotides. RefSeq lists its product as uncharacterized. The record is from RefSeq and is a predicted model, not a curated record. Lineage: Eukaryota; Viridiplantae; Streptophyta; Magnoliopsida; Fabales; Fabaceae. The transcript is spliced from 6 exons. Bases 162 to 2039 code for a protein of 625 amino acids.
AUGCAAAAAAAAAAAAAGUGGUUUUUUAUAACAAAAUCGCUUCUCACUCACUCUAACUCCAUCACCCUUCACCGUUUCAUUCAUCAUAAACACCAACAAUCUCUCCGGAUUAUCUUGGUAAACAUUUAAUUACUUUAUCAUUUGUGAAUUUUCUGGGUGGGAUGAAGGACGAUAAGAAAAGGAGAAAAAACAAGAAGAAAAAUAACAAGCAAAACAAGAAUAAUGUCGAUAUUAGGGUUGGAGGAACAGUAAUUAGGGAUCAUAAUUUAGUGAAUUAUAAUGGUAAAUAUGAGCAUGCUAGUCUAAUAGAGACUGUGGAUGAUUCAAUUGUGGACCGAGAAACAGGUAAUGGAGAUCAGAAUCUGGCGAGUAAUGCUAGGGAUGAGCAUGCAUUGAAUUCAAUUAUGGAUAGAGAAACAGGUAACAGGGAUCAUAAUCAUCUGGUUAAUGAUGCUAAGGACGAGCAUGCUAAUAUUUCGGAGGCUGUGGUGAACUCAAACGGGGAUGGAGAAAGUUCAACCAGGGAUCAGAAUCAGGUGAAUAACGGUAAAGAGGAUUCCACUGAGUUUUUGAGCACAACUCAUGGGCAAAGUGUGAGCGAGGAUUGGGAUUGGGAUGCAGAGGUCCCAAACAAAGAUCUGAAUGUACAUCUGCCAAAUGGUAAAAAAUGUGACAUAUCAGACGAAACAAUUAGAAACUUAAAAGAAGAAAAUGAUAUGCUCAUUCAGAGAGAGACCAUAUCAGAAAAGACCAUCCAGAUAUUGACAGAAGAAAUUGAUACAAACAUUCGUAAAGAGGUCCUGUCACUAAAGAUAAUCAAGGAGCUGAACGAAGAAAAUCAUAUGCACAUUCAGAAAGAGGUUGCAUUAGAAGAGAAUAUCAGAAAAUUGAAGAAAGAACUUGAUAUGCAUGCUAAGAACGAGACGGUGUUGCAAUUAUCCUCUGAAACUCCCAAGGAUAUUCCAGAAAUCAUCUUUCCCACUAGUGAUCGAGUUGAGCCUUCUCCAAAACAAAUGUCAAUUCAACAAGGUACUGUGUCUUUGCCUUCUCAAUCCUCUAUCUUGACAGAGGGUAAUCAAUUGAAGGAUGAUGAAGUUGACAUUUCCCAAACUGCCACGGAAAUUGAAACUGGAAACAUGCAAUUGUCUGUGGAAAAUGAUAUUCUUCCCCAAACAUCUCGCCCUAUGGCUUUGGUUGUCGAAGACAAUUUGAUAGUAGAGGCAGAAAUUGUCUCAACCACGGAGCCUGAUGACAAAGAAGAUACUGCUUCUGAUGCGAAAGAAACUAAAGAGGCUGACACAGAUACUGUCGGUAGGAGCAUUUAUUCAAAUAACCAACUAGAAGAACUUGUGUCAAGACUCGCUGCCCCUGUUCACUUGAGCUCACCAAUUUCUGCUCUAUCCUCUAGUGCUCUUUCUCAAAACCCGAAUGUCCAAAAUAUUUCAGAAGUUAUGCAAAAAUUGAAAGUCUUGGUGGGCAAGGAUCUUGACUCAAUCAUGUCCACCACUGGUGUUGUUGGGGAGAUAUCUUCAUUGUUGAAAAAUUUAGAUGAAAUCAAAGACCAUCUCAGCCCUGUUGAUUUUGGAACCUUUUCUGUAGUUCAGAUGGUUGUUGGUCGUUUUGAAAGUGACUUCCCAAACAUCAAACUUGCCCUAUCCACCUAUCAUGAUGUGCAUCAAGAACAACAAGGAGUUCUUGGGUGUCUUCAAGAGUUGAUACAACGUCGAACAGAUGUGAAUGACAAGCACGAGGAACUCAACCAGAGAAAACAGCAAAUCACUAAUCGCAUUAAUGGCCUUCAACAUGAUCUUCAAGAAGCAGAAAAGGAACUAGCUACAGUAUUGACUGAAAUGGAUAUCAAUGCAGCAUCUGGCAAAGACAUUGAGUCCAAAAUCAAUGAGGAAUGUCCGAAAGGUGCGAGUCUCAUGACCAAGAUGUCAUCCGUUGAACCUGUCUAUCACUUUGCUCUUGCCAAGAAAGCCUCUUUAGCUGAAGAUUGGGCCAACAUUCAAGCUUGUUUCCUUUCAAAAUCUAUAUAAUUUAACCCUUUAAAUUAACUUAGAUUUUAUCAGAACAAUUUGUACUUUCAUUACACUGUAGGUUUCAUUGCUUUUGUUGAACAACUAUUCCCUCUUUCUUUAUUUGCAAUGAAUUAAUUUAACUUGGCUGGUGCAGAUUGUUAAUGUGCCUGACCAUGGUAAUCUCUGCUCCAUUAUGAAUAUGAUCCAGAAAUACUAUGCUUCACAUUUUUAUCAUUCACAA